CAGAUGAUUCUAUCACAUCAUUGGUCCAGACAUACGUCAAUCAGAGGUUCUACUGACGUAGUACGUGUUUGUUAGGUGAGAGGACAGAGGUGCGUAGAAGUGCUCAAACUAAAGCUAAACAGUAUGACUCUGAAUAACUAAUACAAACUUGUAAAGACACUCUCACAGAAGAAGUGAUGUAUUACUCUAGUAAAAGACGAGGUGAAGAUGGAAUCGCCGCUAUUAUUGACUUCCUAUUGUCCAAUGCCCGACUGGUGCUUGGGGUGGGCGGAGCUGCGGUGCUCGGUAUUGCUACAUUGGCUGUAAAACGGCUGAUAGAACGAGCGGGCAGACCUCCUGAUGAAAAGCCUGACAAGAAGAUGACGGACAGCUGGGAGGAGUUAAGCCUGGUUAGCUCCUCCCCCAAACAGCUCCGCAAAGGUAUUGAAGGAGUGGUCAUGAAACAGAUUGCAGCUGCAACAAAAAAAGCCGAUCUGUCUCAACCAAUCCCCCUGCCCUCCCCUGAGCCCCAGCGACCGAAGCGCACGGAUCUCUGCGCCAUGACGUUCGCAGAGCGCCUGCAGCAGUAUUACAGAACCCGAGUGUGUCUGUCAGCUGAGGAAGUUUGUGUAGCCCAGCAGCGAGCGUUAGACAUAGCCACAGAGAUCCAGGCCUUCGUGCACUCCAAACAUCCAGACAUGCCAUUGGGAGACAUGACGCUAGCGGGGUCGCUGCUCGACGACCUGCAGGUGGUAAAAGCCGACCACGCCUGCCUGAUCGUGCCCCUACAGUUGGAGUCCAGUCUGUGGACGCCUAUUGCUGGAGAGGACACGUUUGUGGGCCACCCUCAGUACUGCAUGGUGCGCCGCGAAAACCUUGAAUACUUCCCGCGGGGGCGGAGCUACUGGGAUCGAUACUUGUUGGGGGGAUACUUGUCGUCACGGCUCGUUUCUGAGCAAUUGGGAAAGGCGGUAAUGGAGUCUAUGAACUGGCCGUCGCUAAGCGGGACUCUCGAUUGUGAUGUGCGACCAGUGCUCGGGUCUCCUGAGCUCAAACUGGAGAUUCAGGGGUUAUUUCCAAAUAGUUACGAUAAUGGAGAAAACUUUUAUAUUACUAUUUUGCCAACUGUCCGGCAUGGUAAGAUGACGCUUACUGCCCAACGAGAGAUCACGGGGGCUUUCGACUACGUCUGGUACCAGAGCCUAUACACCAGCGAAACGACUAAACUGGCCACGCUCGACAAAGAGGACUCCGGGUCGGAGGUCAGAAGGAAGUGCCUGAAAACAUUAAAGGCGGUGUGUCGCAACUGCCCCGCGUUACGCAAGCUUAACGGAAGCCAUCUUAGCAACGUCAUCCUGCACAUGAGCGAUAAAGACGCCGAUUGGUCGGAAUCUGCCUUGGGUGACAGAUUCUUGCAGGCGAUCACAGAGCUGAUCGGUUACCUGGAGACUGGAAUCUUGCCUAGUUAUUUCAAACCGAAUGUGAAUCUGCUUCAGGGUUUUACGGAGGAUGACAUCGAUGAAAUGGGCUUUAUGCUUUACUGCGCUGUAACUGAACCUGAGAUACUACUGAUUUGAAAAUGAAACUUACAGAUGCACAAUGUAUUACAUUUUAUUAAUCUCAAUGGCACACUUUUAAAGGUUUAAGUCUCCAAAAACAGAUCAGUUUACAUCUUGUCAUCACACAUGUUUUUUUUCUGUGGAACAAACAAAGAUAUUUUGCAGAAUAUCCCAGAAAAAUUGGAUUGAUUGUUAAAUUAAUAGUUCACUUGAAAAAUAAAACUCUGAAUAUAUUUAAUGGUUCAUGUGCUAUAUUUUAAAGUGAUACUCCAGCCAAAUAUCCAAAUUACCCCAAGCAAUCUGAGAUGCACAUGUCCAUCAUUUUCAGAUGAACCAAAUUGGAGUUAUUUUAGUAAAUGUCCUUGCUCUUCCAACCUUUAUAAUGGUAGAAAACAUGGAUAAAAGCAAAACUUCUGACUUUAAACCCCAAAAAGAGCGUCAUCUUUCAAGGAAGUAAUCCACAUGGCUCCAAGGGGUUAAUUAAGGGCUACUGUGGAUAAUCAAUGCAAUUUUAUAAGAAUAACUAGCUUCUAGUUACAACGCCAUCUCACGAGAGUCAAUGCGCACAUACCUAUGGUAACCAAUGCUCACUACGCUAAACCUCUCUAGUGAGUCCAACAUGGUGUCGUUACCAGAAGAAUUGAAUUUUAAAAACAAAAUUGCAUCGAUUACCCACAUGAGACCUUUAUUAACCCAUUGGAGCUGUGUAGAUCAACGUUCUGAAGGAUGGAUACGCUUUUUUUGGGUUUGAAGUCAGCUGUUGUUCCUUGAUCCAUGUUUUCUACCAUUUAUAAAGCUUGGAAGAACAAGGACAUUUACUAAAAUAACUCCAUAUGUGUUAGUUUGAAAGAUGAUGGACAUGUGUAUCUCGGAUUGCUUUAGGGUGAGUAAAUCAUGAGGUAAUUUAGAUUUUGGCUGGAGUAUCGCUUUAAAGGGACACUCCACUUUUUUUGAAUAUAUACUCCUUUUCCAGCUCCCCUAGAGUUAAACAUUUGAUUUUUACCGUUUUGGAAUCCAUUCAGCUGAUCUCAGGGCUGGCGGUAUCACUUUUAGCAUAGCUUAGCACAAUCCAUUGAAUCUGAUUAGACCAUUAGCAUCGCGCUCAAAAAUAAAGAGUUUAUUUAUCGAAAUAUAAGAGUUUCGAUAUUUUUCCUAUUUAAAACUUGGCAAUGAUAUUACGCAGCGCCUGAAAAUAGUCCGCUGCUAUUGAAAGAUACUAAGGGGACUAUUAUCAUUGCAGCCAUGUUAAGUCCUUGAUUAUAAGAAUGAGAGUAUAGUUCCUAACCAUAUCUGCCAAGAAAAUCGCAACUUUUAAUUUUCUGUCGGUCACAAGUUUUAAAAAAGAAAAAUAUUGAAACUCUUUGGUUAUUUUUUAGCGCAAUGCUAAUGGUCUAAUCAGAUUCAAUUGAUUGUUCUAAGCUAUGCUAAAAGUGGUACCGCCAGACCCGGAGAUCAGGUGAAUGGAUUCCAAAAAAGUAAAAAUCAAAUGUUUAACUCUAGGGGAGCUGGAAAAUGAGCAUAUUUUCAAAAAAUGUGAAGUGUCCCUUUAAGUCAUCUAACGCUAUAUGAGAACUUUGUUACAGUUCAAAAAUUAGGUUUGAACAUAUUCUGGGUUGCCAUUUUGUUUUAUGUGACACACAAAAUCCAAUAUGAUUUGAUUUUGUUUAUGUCAAACCAAUCAGGGUAAAGUUUAAAUACAUGUAAGACUGAGCUAUGGUAUAGUUUUUUUUU
Messenger RNA from Misgurnus anguillicaudatus (oriental weatherfish), 3269 nucleotides. RefSeq names its product mitochondrial elongation factor 2 (gene mief2). NCBI's taxonomy places the organism in Eukaryota, Metazoa, Chordata, Actinopteri, Cypriniformes, Cobitidae. Gene Ontology annotation, cellular component: mitochondrial outer membrane. The record is from RefSeq and is a predicted model, not a curated record. Gene Ontology annotation, biological process: mitochondrion organization; positive regulation of mitochondrial fission.